AAACAUAACGUGCUCUGGAUCUCGACCUCGGUCACCAUCUUGACUCUAGAGGACUCUGGAGGAUAGAUGAAACUUGGAUGAAACGGAGAUAGACGAACUUUCAGUUGACGGUGGCAGCCGGUUUGGAUCACGAUCUCGCCACUUCUCUCAUAGGCAAGCAGAGCGUUUGUCGAAAACAGGAUUCAAUUAUAUCAGUCCCCUUACAGGUCCCAUCCUGUCCCAUCAUCUGCAUCUGAUGCUUCUAUAGAUGCAAAGAGCACCCUAGAAUCGGGUUCUUGCAAUGAUGAGGCCUCCUGAACCGAAGAUGUCUUCAUUCUGGCCCUCCUUUGUUGUCUCUCUUGCGCAAUUGGCUGAAGUUGAUGUGUCGCCGUUGGAGCGAAUACAACCCCAUGUGGAAUAACGCGAUAUCGACGGUGCACUGUCGUAUAAAAGGUUGUGCCCCCAUGGAGAUGGCAACAAAACGCUCGCUUGUUAGCCAUGCGUGGAGACUCGACCGUCCUUCUGAGUCUGAUGCAUCAUGGUAACUGUUGUCACACGCGAUAGAUUUUCCUUUUCCUUAUUGACCGGCCUGCUAUAAAUGCUCAAGCACAUCAAUCAAUUUUCAUUACACACCCCCGCAUACAUCCACCUCCAGCUUCAACCUAAUCAGUUGCCUCUACGAUUCCUACAAUGCCCGCCAUUGCUUCUGGAAAGGUUCUCGUCACCGGCGCAAAUGGUUAUGUCGCCGUUUGGCUCGUGAAGCAGCUUCUCGAGCAAGGGUUCUCAGUCCGAGGCACUGUCCGCUCGCCCGCCAAGGCUGAGCACCUCAAGAAGCUUUUCGCCAGCCAUGGCGAUAAGCUCGAGUUCGUCGUCGUUGAGGAUAUCACAAAGGAUGGUGCAUUCGACGAGGCCGUCAAGGGUGUCGAUGCUAUUCAACACACUGCUUCGCCUUUCCACUUCAAUGCUGUCGACCCGUCGGAGAUCAUUGGUCCCGCCGUCGCCGGUACUGGCACCAUCCUGCAAUCCGCUCUCAAAUUCGGUACCAACGUCAAGCGUGUCGUGGUUCUCUCCUCAACCGCCGCCGUGCAAGAAGCCGGUCUCCCUGAACCUAAAGUUUUCACCGAGAAAGACUGGAAUAACAAGGCUAUCGAAGAGGUCGAGACCAAGGGCAAGGAUGCUGAUCAGAUUGAGAAGUACACCGCUAGUAAGACUCUUGCGGAGAAGGCUGCUUGGGCAUGGUAUGAGAAGAACAAGGCUCAGCUGAAGUGGGAUUUGGUCGUUGUCAACCCUCCCUUCGUCUUUGGUCCCCUCAUUCACGAGAUCAGCGACGUCUCUGCCCUUAACACAUCCAUGAACCUCUGGUACUUGUUCGUCUUGAAGGGCGCCGGUGAUGCUGCAACGCUUGCUACCGUGGGUAACUGUUGGGCCGAUGUUCGUGACGUCGCUACCGCGCUCGUUCGUGCACUCGAGAAGCCGGAAGCAGGAGGAGAACGUUUCAUCAUUAGCGCAGGACCAUGGAAGUGGCAAGACUGGGUAAACUCUGCACGCAAGUUCUCCCCAUCAGUCCCCGCUGGCAACACCGAAUGGAAACGUGAAACUAACGUGGAUCCUAUCAUCACCGACUCCUCGAAAGCAUCCAAGGUUCUCGGUGUGACUUACAUUCCUUUGGACCAGACUACCAAGGACAUCCUUGCUGAUUUCGAGCAGAGGGGCUGGUGGAAGUCUUGAAUGCUUUUGCUUGCUUCUUGGUAGUUUUCGAAUCGUCACAGCAUACACGCAUACCCACUUUCAUUCCGGUUCGUUUUGGGAUCAAGAAGGAAUAACUGCACACACAUAAAUCAGAAAGUGUAGAACUAGUGUACAAUAUAAUGUCAAAGCUCAUCAAUGAGACGGCUGCUUUACGUGCGAAGCAACAUGUGGAGGUCUGGACUUGAGAACUUCUGCAAUUCUUUCUCUUCGUUCUACUUGGACUUUUCGACCGCAGCAUAUGCCUAUGGUUUUCUGAUGAAUGUGAAGGAUUUGAGUGUGUUUCGAACAAUGUAACUUCGACAAAGAAACUGUUGAGGACUUCUUCAACCUGUCAGACACAUCAAGCAUGUACAGCUAAGCCCAACAAACCGUCUCAUGAUGC
Somion occarium is the source of this 2110-nucleotide messenger RNA. The record is from the annotation of a GenBank genome assembly. Lineage: Eukaryota; Fungi; Basidiomycota; Agaricomycetes; Polyporales; Cerrenaceae.